AUGCCUCGGGGUCAGAAGAGUAAGCUCCAGGCUCGUGAGAAACGACACCAGGCCCGAUGUAAGAGUCACGAUACAGGGGGUGCUCAGGCAACCGCAGCAGCAGCAGCAGCAAAAGAGUCCCCUCCAGAAGAGUCCCCUCCAGAAGAGUCCCCUCCCUCUCCAUCUCUUUCUGAAGGUGUUACUGAGAGCCUGCCUGUUGCUGAGUCAUGUAGCACUUCUCAGGAGCCUCAGGAAACUCCAUCCACUACCACUACUUCUGAAGUCAUUUCUUGCACUAGAUCUGAUGAAGAUUCCAAUGUCCAAGAUGAGACAAAGGAAAGCAAUGCUGAGGCCUCACCCUGCAGUGAGAAAUCAUGCAACGAUCCUCUAGCCAGUAACAUUAAGGUGUUGGAGCAGUUCCUGCUCUUCAAGUACAAAACGAAGCAGCCCAUUUUGAAGGCAGACAUGCUGAAGGUUGUCAGCUGGAGGUACAAAGACCACUUUCCUGAGAUCUUCAAGAAAGCCUGUGAGCACAUUGAGUUGGUCUUUGCAGUUGAUGUGCAGGAAAUCGACUCAACCCGUCAGUUGUAUGACCUUGUGAGCAAGCUGAAACUCCCCAACAAAGGGAGGGUGCGUGCUGGCAGGGGCUUACCCAAGGGCGGUCUCCUGAUGAAUAUCUUAGGUAUGAUCUUCAUGAAGGACAACUGCGCCACUGAGGAAGACGUCUGGAGAUACCUAAGUAUGAUGCGAAUAUAUGCGGGAAGGAAGCACUUCGUCUAUGGGGAGCCCAAGAAGCUCAUCACUAAAGAUUUUGUGAGGCUGAAGUACCUGGAGUACCGCCAGGUCCCUGACAGCGAUCCUGCAUGCUAUGAAUUCCUGUGGGGUCCCAGAGCCCAUGCUGAAACUAGCAAGAUGGAAGUCCUGAAAUUUUUGGCCAAGAUCAAUGAGACCGAGCCCAGUGCCUUCCCAUCUCAGUAUGAAGAGGCUUUGCGAGAUGAGGAAACAAGAGCCCAAGCCCAAACCGUAGGUGUAGCCAAGCGUGGUGCUACUGCCAAAGCUUGUGCACUGUGCAAGGCCAUGCGUUCAGUAUAUCUUUCUGCCCCUAUUGAUGUCUGA
Molecule: messenger RNA, 1095 nt
Organism: Propithecus coquereli (Coquerel's sifaka)
Lineage: Eukaryota; Metazoa; Chordata; Mammalia; Primates; Indriidae
Product: melanoma-associated antigen B5-like
Exons: 1
Coding region: 1-1095 (364 amino acids)
Biological process (GO): negative regulation of transcription by RNA polymerase II
Cellular component (GO): nucleus
Source: RefSeq, a predicted model, not a curated record